AAAGGAGGAGAACAGGCAAUUAAAGAAAGUGGAGAAGGUGGUGGUUUUGGCUCCCCCCAUGGACAUCUUUGUUAUGUUUUUGGGGGGAGGAGGAAGGAUGCAGAGAGAAAGGAGAGGUAAAAAUGUUGUGCAUCAGUUCUCUGUAACCUUAGAAGAUUUAUAUAAUGGCGCAACAAGAAAACUAGCUCUGCAAAAGAAUGUGAUUUGCAGCAAAUGUGAAGGCCGAGGUGGUAAGAAAGGAGCGGUAGAAUGUUGUCCCAAUUGCAGAGGUACUGGAAUGCAAAUAAGAAUUCAUCAGAUAGGACCUGGAAUGGUUCAGCAAAUUCAAUCUGUGUGCAUGGAGUGCCAUGGCCAUGGGGAACGGAUCAAUCCUAAAGAUAGAUGUAAAAGCUGCAAUGGAGGGAAGAUAGUUCAAGAAAAGAUUCUAGAAGUUCAUAUUGACAAAGGCAUGAAAGAUGGCCAGAAGAUAACAUUCCAUGGUGAAGGAGACCAAGAACCUGGACUGGAACCAGGAGUUAUUAUCGUUGUUUUAGAUCAGAAGGACCAUGUUGUUUUUACUAGGCGAGGAGAGAAUCUUUUCAUGUGUAUGGACAUACAGCUGGUUGAAGCACUGUGCGGCUUUCAAAAGCCAAUAUCUACUCUUAACAACAGAGCCAUUGUCAUUACCUCUCAUCCAGGUCAGAUUGUCAAGCAUGGAAAUAUCAAGUGGGUGCUGAAUAAAGGUAUGCCAAUUUAUCGUAGACCAUAUGAAAAGGGUUGCCUAGUCAUCGAAUUUAAGGUAAACUUUCCUGAGAAUGGCUUUCUCUCUCCUAAUAAACUCUCUUUGCUGGAAAAACUCCUACCUGAGAGGAAGGAAGUAGAAGAGACUGAUGAAACGGACCAGGUAGAACUGGUGGACUUUGAUCCAAAUCAGGAAAGACUGCGCCAUUACAACGGAGAAGCAUAUGAGGAUGAUGAACAUCACCCUCGGGGAGGUCAGACCUCUUAAUGGGGCCAGUG
Molecule: messenger RNA, 999 nt
Organism: Acinonyx jubatus (cheetah)
Lineage: Eukaryota; Metazoa; Chordata; Mammalia; Carnivora; Felidae
Product: dnaJ homolog subfamily A member 1-like
Exons: 1
Coding region: 59-988 (309 amino acids)
Biological process (GO): protein refolding
Cellular component (GO): cytosol; cytoplasm
Molecular function (GO): Hsp70 protein binding
Source: RefSeq, a predicted model, not a curated record